AUGGAAGAGGAGAAUGAAAGAGAGCAUCAUAAAAAUCUAGAUGAGGUGGAUAUGACUCGCCUUUUAUCACGCGGUGCCACCCCUGGUGCGACCUUCGGUCAUAGUGCAAAUCUGGAUAAGAUCACUGUUUGGAUUGCCAUGGAGUUGAUUCGGCUGUCAUUUUCCGCACCCAAUGAGGAA
This is a messenger RNA of Opisthorchis viverrini, 180 nucleotides long. RefSeq lists its product as hypothetical. The transcript has 2 exons. The record is from RefSeq and is a predicted model, not a curated record. The annotation marks the transcript as partial. NCBI's taxonomy places the organism in Eukaryota, Metazoa, Platyhelminthes, Trematoda, Opisthorchiida, Opisthorchiidae.